AUGUCGAGCAAGACUCACAAUUCACAAGAUUUAGGCAUCCAUGGAUCGCCUUCUCAGACAUCUUUGGAUCAACCAGGGAAACCAGAUAUUGCCAAUGGCGAGGUCGUCCAUUCGGCAUCGGGACAUCUUGAUGCUGUCUAUGGUGUAGGUGGUGUCGGACAUACGCAGAGAAGAUUGAAGGCAAGACAUGUAACCUUCAUUGGUUUUGGUGGUGGUAUUGGUACGGGUCUUUUCAUCGGUACAGGUGCAGCGUUAGCCAACGCUGGACCUUUGGGUCUACUCUUGGCUUACAGUGUUGUUGGUCUUCUGCUCUGGUGUGUGAUGGAGUCAAUUGGAGAAUUGGCCACUCUUUUCCCAACUGCUGGAUCUUUCCCCCAUUUCGCUACUCGUUUCGUCGAUCCUGCUCUCGGAUUUACUCUUGCCAUCUCGUACGGUUAUUGUUACACCAUCGCAAUUGCCUCCGAAGUUUCCGCCGCCGCUAUCGUAGUAUCUUACUGGACCGAUAUCUCACCCGCUCUCGUAAUAUCCGUUGGACUGGUUGCCAUUUUCCUCAUCAAUAUCGUGAACGUCAAGUUCUAUGGUGAAGCUGAGGUCAUCACUGCAGUUAUCAAAAUCCUUUGUUUCUUAGGCUUAAUUAUUGUUUCUCUGGUUAUCACAUCCGGAGGUGCGCCUAAUCACGAAACUAUCGGAUUUAGAUAUUGGAAAAACCCAGGACCAUUCGUUCCGUACGAUGGAAUCACGGGUAACACCGGUAACUUCCUUGCAUUCUUCAGUGCAUUUAUCAAUGCCAGUUUCUCGUACAUCGGAGUUGAGACUGUCGUUGUGGCUGCAGGUGAGACUGAAAACCCUCACAGGUCGAUCCCAAAGGCCGUCAAACGGGUUACUUAUCGAAUCUUGUUCUUCUACGUCCUCGGUACGCUCCUCAUCGGAAUGAUUAUCCCUUCCAAUGAUGCGGCCCUCACCAGUGGUACCGGUAACGCGAACUCCUCCCCAUUCGUCAUCGCUAUCAAGAACUCCGGCAUUUCUGCUCUCCCAUCUAUCGUCAACGCCUGCAUCCUUAUCUCCGCCUGGUCAGCAGGAAACAGCUACUGUUACAUUGGUGCAAGAAUGAUUGUAGCCAUGGCCGUUGAUCGUCAAGCCCCACAAUGCUUCGCCAAAGUCAAUCGCUACGGUGUACCAUACUGGGCCGUUCUCGUUUCCUUCGCCUUCGGACCAUUAGCCUAUCUCAGUCUCGGAUCAGGAGGUGCAGCCCAAGCAUUCACAUGGUUACUCAACCUCAGUACCGUAGCAGGUCUCCUCGCAUGGAUGACCCUCUGCAUCUGCUACAUCCGAUACCACCACGCCUGCAUCGCGCAAAACGUCGAUCGUAAUAACCUCCCCUUCAAAGGCCGUUGCCAACCCCUCGCCGCCUACGUCGGUGCCAUCGGUUCCGGCAUCAUUGUCAUAUUCUCCGGUUUCGGCGUCUUCAUCAAGGGAAAUUGGAGCACGGCCAAUUUCAUCGCUAGCUACAUCGGCAUCAUCAUCUACAUCGCCCCCUACGUAUUCUGGAAGAUUUACAAGAAAACAAAAAUCUCGAGAUCAAAAGACGUGGAUCUUUACUCGGGCAGAUUCGAUGGGAGUAAUGCUCCAGUCGAACCUAUACCUACGACUAUGUGGGGUAAGUUCUUGGAUUGGCUGAUUUAG
Sclerotinia borealis F-4128 is the source of this 1683-nucleotide messenger RNA. The record is from the annotation of a GenBank genome assembly. NCBI's taxonomy places the organism in Eukaryota, Fungi, Ascomycota, Leotiomycetes, Helotiales, Sclerotiniaceae.